UUUAAUUUUGUUGUUACUCUUAUAUAAUAAAACAGCAGCUAGUAACCUACCCAAAAAAGAAGGAAAAAGCAUAAUGAAGAAUCUUGAUCCAAUUCUGAUUGUGUUGCUCAUUUUGAUUGCAUCAGAAUCAACCUCUGCUCAAGAAGUAGAGGAUGAAAGAGAGUUUGAGUAUGCAGAGAAUGGUGAAAAGGGUCCAACAAAAUGGGGAGAGAUGAAGAAAGAGUGGAGUGCAUGCAGCAAUGGAAGUUUGCAGUCUCCAAUAGAUAUGUCGAAUGAGAGAGUUAGGGUUAUCUCACAGCAGGAAAAGAAGAUCAAAUAUACAGCUGCUAAUGCAACUCUCAAGAACAGAGGUCAUGACAUUCAAAUUCAAUGGUUUGGUGAUGCGGGAUCAGUUGUGAUUAACGGCAGUGAUUACCCUCUCCGCCAAGCCCACUGGCAUUCUCCCUCUGAGCACACUAUCCAUGGCAGAAGUUAUGACAUGGAGUUACACUUAGUGCACCUAAGUACAGAUCCCAACCUCCAAAACAACAUUUAUGUCCUUGGAGUUCUUUACAAGAUUGGCAAACCUGACAAAUUUCUCACCAAGUUAAUUACAAAUAUAAGAUCCAUGAUUGAUAAAAAGGGCGAUGAGGUAGCAGUGGGGAUGAUUGAUGCAACUGAUAUUCAAGUGCACAAUAAAAAGUAUUAUAGAUAUAUGGGAUCACUCACUGUUCCCCCUUGCACCGAACGAGUUAUUUGGACUAUCAAUAAGAAGGUGAAAACUGUUUCAGUGGACCAAGUGAAGUUGCUAAGAGAAGCUGUUCAUGAUUACGCGGAGAAAAAUGCAAGGCCCUUGCAACCUAAAAACAGCCGAGAAAUUUUCCUUUACAGCCCUGUAAAUGCUAAUUCAUGAGUCAUAUUUUAGAAAUUUUUUUUAUUUAUCCCAUGUUACAACAAAUUUAAAAAAAAAAAAAAAAAAAAAAAAAGCCAGUUCUGCUUUGUUGUUUAC
This is a messenger RNA of Salvia miltiorrhiza (redroot sage), 988 nucleotides long. RefSeq names its product carbonic anhydrase Nec1-like. Lineage: Eukaryota; Viridiplantae; Streptophyta; Magnoliopsida; Lamiales; Lamiaceae. The coding region runs from base 74 to 892 and encodes 272 amino acids. The transcript has 7 exons. Gene Ontology annotation, molecular function: zinc ion binding; carbonate dehydratase activity. The record is from RefSeq and is a predicted model, not a curated record.